GCCUAAAACUCCUCCAGGCUCCAGCUCCCCUUGGUUGCUCCACUCUCUCAGAGGACAAUGGCGAUAGAUCUGGUUUCCCUCUCUUCUUCUUCUUCUUCUUCUUCCUCGCAUUACAGCCCUCAUCUUCCCAAUCAUAAGCUGCUCCUUGAUCCUUUUCUCGUCACAAGAAUAGAACAUGGUUGGUACUGGCCGUUGAAAAUGAUUUCUCAUUAUCAAUGUUAGUGUGGCGGGUACAGAUGUGAAAUGCAAACGGGGGAAGUUACUUGCAGACAUGGCAGACCCUGGUGAUGAAGUACUCAUUGCAAGGGGUGGUCAAGGAUGGGUUAGAAAUUGACAUUUUAAACCCAAAGAAAGAAAUAUAAUUUGCUCUAUUUUAUAAGCAUGAACCUACAUGCCUAUCUCAAUCUGUAUUUCACAAUUUGAUUUGCUUUAUUUUGCUGGCUAGAUAAAAUUUGCUUGAUUUGGUGGCAGAUUAAUUAGUUUGUUAGAGAUGCCAGAAUGCAGAAAAGGUUGCUGACUUUAACCACAAAUGUGAUUAGUCAUGAUAGUGAUAAGUGCAUAACAGCAGAAGCUUAGAGUGAGUGUCAGAUUAAUAACACUUAUAACAUUAACCAUUUUGUUUGUUUCUCAAAGAUCUGUGAUGAAUAUCCCUUCAACAGUGAAAGGAAAAUUAGGGUAAAGAACAUAGAAUUCCUGUUCUGCAGAAAUAUGAUUCUGAUGCAAUGAAGGAUAAACCUGCUUAGGCGUGGGAUUCCUAAAUCAUUUUCUUGCAUAAGGCAUCAACUAGGCUUUCAUUUUUAACUGAAGAAAGUUUAACUAUUGGAGGUGACAAAGCACCUGUUGAGUUACAAAUGAGUUAUGAAGUUGCAGUUAAUUCAUUGUCCACUGAAGUCGGCAAGGCAUAUAUAUCAUCUUCAGAGAUAUCUCAUGAAGAGAAGGAUAAAAUAAUCGAGGACUAUCCUAGGCCUGCUGCUGUUGAAACAUUAUCUUGCAAAUCUUGGCUCGUCAUGUUUUCUUUCUCAUAACUGUAUACUUGCAACCAAAGCCAAUCAAAACUAUUCUUCAAUGUUGUUUUUAACACCUAGACAUAGCCUAUAGGAUGCUUUCGUAAAUUUACCUUUCUUCCAUUUUCAUGCCUCAAAGAAGGAGGGCACCUUUUCAGUAAAUGAAAUAUUUUUUGGUAGGAUGCAUUGUCUAGUAUAAAUUACGUUAGCUAUAUAGACUACCCGGCUAACUUGUUCACUCAUUCACAAGUAUGCAAUUACAGUUGAAUUUCUGUGCGACAGAUCCGCUGGUACUUUUCUCUGACUCCCAGAUGAAGACAGGAUCAAGGAGUGUUAUGGGUUUCUUGAUUUUAGCGGAUGUCUGAUGUCUUAAUUUCAUGUUUUCUUACUCAGGUAUCAAGGUUAUGAGGUUUAUGAACCAAGAGGUGAGUUGUAAAUGUGUUCGCAACCCCAAUGGCCAAUCUGAUCUGGCUUGGACACUAGUUAGCUUGCUAGAAUUUUUGCCUGGGACAAACUCGAGAAACAAUUUAUGCCUCCUUCUAUUGUGGAGUUACCUCAUUGGCUUCCUCAAGAUGCUUUGAUUAACAGAAACAACAUUGUUGCCCUUGCUUUCUUGUAAGUUCUAAUUUAUCAUCUUAUUUUCCGCAGCUUAUAUUUUUAUCCCGCCCACUAGUAUAGUUUUAUGAUAGCUAGUGGUGUAUUAAGUUAUCAACUUGUAUAUUUUUUAAGCUUCUAGUUUUCUUUAAGACUUGGUCGACAAAACUUCAUAAUCAGGCUUUUCAAGUCAUAUUAGUCAAAAAAAUAUUCAUCAAGGUUAAAUGAUUUUGUAUUCUUAUAUAGAUAUAAAUAUAACUUAUAUGACUAUCGUUCAUUAGGCUAGGUUAUGUGACUGUGCCUUGUAUUGUAAGUUAGAAUCCUCAGGAAAUAUUGGGCAAACAUUAAUCCCAUGAAAUACUUGGCACCUUAGAGUCGUGCCUUAUGAAUGUUGACAUUGUACUUUAGCAUGCCUUAUUUUGUUAAUGUGAAAACUGAAUUAUCUGAAGAUGGUCAUAGUUUACCACCCGAUACCAGGAAUUGAAGUCAGCAAAUUUAGUUGUUAUUUGUUAGACCUAGAUUUACAGUGGCAAACUAAAGCUACUCAAUUAAUCUAGGGCUUUGCGAGAUCAGAGUUAGAACUUAGAAAUGAGAUUUGAUGAAUACCUAAUGUAGAACUUAGAUUGAUCCAGUAUUGUAUGCCUUGAUGGGGCUGCUAUUUUGCAACUUGCAUGGCAUUUCAUUCCCAUCUCAUUCAAGAAAAAGGGCCUUCACAG
This is a messenger RNA of Rubroshorea leprosula, 2314 nucleotides long. The record is from the annotation of a GenBank genome assembly. Lineage: Eukaryota; Viridiplantae; Streptophyta; Magnoliopsida; Malvales; Dipterocarpaceae.